Sebastes umbrosus (honeycomb rockfish) is the source of this 3495-nucleotide messenger RNA. It is a transcript of the gene ccpg1, whose product is annotated as cell cycle progression 1. NCBI's taxonomy places the organism in Eukaryota, Metazoa, Chordata, Actinopteri, Perciformes, Sebastidae. Gene Ontology annotation, cellular component: membrane. The transcript is spliced from 11 exons. The record is from RefSeq and is a predicted model, not a curated record. The coding region runs from base 158 to 2782 and encodes 874 amino acids.
UUACCACUAAAAACUACAUUUCCCAUAACAGUGAGCUUUGCAGUGUUGUUAGCGGAUAACCUGGGGCUGGGGCAUAUACUGCAAUAACUCUGCAAACAGCUGCCUCGACGGAGGGAACAAAACACCGAUCCCUGUAUAUUGCUGACAACUGACAGAAAUGUCAGAGACGUCAAGUGAUGCAGAGUCGUCCUGUGGCUGGACCAUUAUCAGCAAUGAGGGUUCAGAUAUCGAGACGUUGGGAUUGGAGGCUACAGUGGAGUAUGGAGCAAAGCUGUUAGAGCAACCUCCAGUGGAGGAAGCAGAGCUGCAGGAUAAACAGGCUUCUGCAUCUAAUGCUCGGUGUGUUGAAGAGAAGGUUGCUGAGUUGCUUGAUGAAACUCUGGAAGAACAAACCGUAGAUGAUGCUUUAGAGGCCGGAGACAACACCAAAGGGAAACAGCAUGUAACUGUGUUGACCUCCAGCGAUCAUUCGGACAUUGUGACUCUUGGAGACCUGAAGGAGGAGGAGCACGCUGAGGUGGAAGAGGAGGCGGCAGCCAACGAGGAGUUUUACCUCGGCACCUCCUGCAGCAGCCAGUACGCCUUCACUGCAGCAGAGUCUGCAGGUUUGAUGUUGAGUCACUGGAAACUUCCACAGAGUCUCGUGAAGUUAGGCUACCAUCUGAGAAGUCAGCUCACUGGAGGCCGCUCUUUUCCAGGUUUCCCAGUGCAGCAGCCUGCAGUGACAAACUCAAGCAGCAGUGAGGAUGAGGCAGGACGAGGCGCCAGCACUGUUGUCCGAAGACGAAGGUUGAGGAAGAAUACCACGAGCCUCGUCACAGAGUCUGAGGAGGAGGUGCUGGAGUCUGGCCAGAGUGAGGAGGAGGAGGAGGAAGAAGAGGAGGAGGAGGAGGUCAAAGAACAGAAGCAGCAGGAGGAGGCAGAAGUUAGAAGUCUGGAUGUCCGAGUGCAAGGCCAGGGCAGCAGCAUCCUCAACAGCUGUAUCCUCAUCGCCCUCGUCAUAGCCUUCAGUAUGGGCUUCGGCCACUUCUAUGGUACACUCCAGAUUCAAGAAAGACAGAAAACUGUGGAUAAAGUCAGAGUGAAUGAACUUGAUGUUGUGAGGGAUCUGAUUCAGCUACAUGUUGGAGAACAACCUUCAACAAUCCAGGUCCAGAGGAGCGACUUUGGCCUUGAUGAGCUGGAUGAGCAAAAAGUUAUUUCACUGCUCACAGAAGUGAUUGAGAAGAUAAAGACGGAGAACCACGAGCUCAGCAUCAAACGGGCGCACAUUCAGGCCCAGAGAGAUGACCUGCAAAUGUUGCUGAAACAGAAGGCUGAGGAGAGGACUAACAUUGUGUCUCAGCAGCAGAUAUUGACAGCUGAGAACCAGCAGCUGAAAACCUCCCUAGAGCGUGAAGAAAAGUCCCUCUCCACCCUACAGGAAGAGCUGAGAAACCUGCACUCUAAGAUUAGAGAUCAGGAGGCGAUGGGGGCCGGUGCCAACUCACUGCUGUCAGAAAACCAGAGGCUGAAAGACCAGCUGGAGGAAGAGAAACGGCUGAUCCAAAGCUUCCACGGCCAGAGGGAAGACAUGAUGGCUGAAGCACAGACACUGAAGAAGAAGCUCAACAAGGAGAGAACGGUUACAGAUGAGCUGAGAAGAGAGUUAAAUGUGCGUAGAAGUCACAUCCCCAGAGGUGGAAAAGAAGCUGGUUCAGAGGCAGAAGAGCUCCAGUCACGUCUGAUGGAGCUGGAGAAGAGACUGGGCUUCGAGCAGCAGCGCUCGGACCUGUGGGAGAGGCUGUAUGUGGAAAACAAAGAAGACAGAGCUAAAGGAGACAGAGAGUCCAAAGUGAAGAGAACAAAAGAGAGCAUGACAGGGAAAGUGAAAGAGACAUUUGAUGCUGUGAAGAACUCCACCAAGGAGUUUGUCCAUCACCACAAAGAGCAGAUAAAGAAAGCAAAGGAAGCCGUGAAGGAGAACCUGAGGAAGUUUUCAGAUUCUGUCAAAUUAACUUUCCGACACUUCAAGGAUUCAGCUUCGACCAUCAUCAACAAAGCCAGAGGCUUUUAUGACAAGAGACGUGGUGAGAAGAACACAAAAGAGUCGUGGCAGCACAGAUCCCACAAGCCUCAUCCCAGACACCAGCGCAAAUUUGACGAUUCCUUCCAGGGAAACCACAACACUCGAAAAUCAGGAGAUAAAGUUCACCAAGAUCAACGUCAAGAUGCCCACAAGGCUAACUCGAAAGGAUGCUCCGGCAUUUUCGACUGCACCUACCAGGAGUCCAUUGGUCUCUUCAACAAAGCCAUGGAGCCAAUCAGAGCAGACGAAUUUUACCAGCUGCUGGAGAGCUACGUGCAGCAAGAAGUCGACCACUUCCACCACUGGAAAGAGUUGGAGACGUUCAUCAACAACUUCUUCCACAACGGAGUCUUCAUCCACGACCAGAUGCCGUUCACAGACUUUAUCAGCCUCGUGGAAAACUAUCUGACUAACGUGCACGAGUCGGAGUAUCAUGGCCUUAAUGGCGACGUGUUCAGAGAUCUUAAUGAAUUCAUCUACCGGCACUUCAUGGGAGAGACUUACAGAAAAAGCCAUGGCCCAAACGGGCCAUUUGAAAGACCCGACACAGACUCGAAGGAGUCAAGGGCGAAGCACCAACAACGAAAGCAGCAGAGAGCCAGAUCUCGACCACACAGCGAACGCAAGUGGAGUCGAUCAGGUAGAAACGCAGACAGACACAUGGCUGACGUCAAAAUAGAACUGGGUCCGAUGCCAUUUGAUCCCAAAUACUGAAAAUAUCUCAUCUGGUUUAAUAUUAGAGUUGCAAAUUCUAUUCUGGGUUGUAUUUAGAGGCAAAGUCUCAUUUUGUUUUUUGUAAGUUUGCACAUUGUUAACUUUUUAAUGCUACUGAACGUCCUUGAGCUGUUUUGUGUUUAGUGAAGUAAUCGUUAUGCUUGAGAGAAAGAUCAUAUCUGAUGUAACAUGAGGAGUAUGAGUUUAUUUAACAUUUUACAAAUGUGAAGAUAAAACUUAAUUUUCUUCAACAGACAAUUAUUGAGCAGAGAAAUGUUGAUUGGGAUUUUUUUUUUAAACAAAAAUGGAAAAUAUAGACAAGUCACGCUUUUGGAUGUUUCUGUGUACAGCCAUGUAGUUGUUUUAAUUGCUUGCUGCUACAAAGACAGUUUGUGUGACGGGUUGUAACUUGCUUUCAUAGUUAAGACGCAGUUUUUUAACAUUCCACCUCAAGCUUGUUUUAACUGGACCUGGCAGUUUUAUUUACACGUGUUGGGGGAAACAAUGACUGGAAAAUUAACAUCACAUCAAAUUUAGUCGUGAAAAUAAAGACAUUAGAUGUUAUACAUUUGACACAUUUGACAAUUGGUAUUUAAAAAUAACAUUUAUUUCAGUAGUAAAUCCAUAUCAUGUGAUAUUCUCAUUAAGGAUAGAAACUUGCCGUUGUUCCAGUGUUUGUCAGUGCCUUUCAUAAAUAAAGAUGCUUCCUCCAA